Molecule: messenger RNA, 4710 nt
Organism: Zasmidium cellare ATCC 36951
Lineage: Eukaryota; Fungi; Ascomycota; Dothideomycetes; Mycosphaerellales; Mycosphaerellaceae
Exons: 3
Coding region: 1-4710 (1569 amino acids)
Biological process (GO): regulation of cell shape
Molecular function (GO): protein binding
Source: RefSeq, a predicted model, not a curated record
AUGGCCUUCUUGUUUGGCAAGUCCUCCAAAUCAAAGACUGGUUCCAGCGCCGCCGCCGCCCCAUUACCGCCUGCGACACGCGAGAUACGCUCCUCCGACGGCCAUGGCAGCCAGAUUCCCACCCUCAAUGGCAUUGGGGGCAUCUCCAGCAAGCCGGGGUCGCCCACCCCCGAUCAGAGCAUGAGCGCCAGUAUAAAUGCCGUCGCCGAGAAAGAGAUGGGUGUCUCAGGCCCGCGGCACGCAGAGAACAGAGUGACGACGUUGAGAGACGAGGGCGCAAUUAGGAGCAACGGACCCCCCAGCCCCGAACAGAAAUCAUUGCGAGAUGCCAGCCGCGACGCCAGCCGAGACGCCCAGCAGAGACUACCCACGCAGUCGAGACCUUCAGGCGACGGUGCUUCGCCGUAUCCUUGGUCGCAACGCCGCAUCAACUUCACAGUCACCCAUACGAACCCGUUCCCGCGAUACGGCGCUGCAGUCAAUUCGGUCUCGAGUAAAGACGGCUCAAUAUACUUGAUGGGAGGUCUCAUCAAUGGCAGCACUGUGAAGGGAGAUCUGUGGAUGGUGGAGGCUGCCGGUGGAAACAUGACUUGCUUCCCCGUCGCGACCACCAGCGAAGGUCCAGGGCCAAGAGUAGGCCAUGCGAGCUUGCUCGUGGGCAACGCUUUCAUCGUGUUUGGUGGGGACACCAAAAUGGACGAAGGCGACAUGCUGGACGAUACGCUUUAUUUGCUGAAUACUUCCACCAAGCAAUGGUCCAGAGCACUCCCUGCCGGCCCACGACCUCCAGGUCGUUACGGACAUACCCUCAACAUUCUUGGAAGCAAGAUAUACAUCUUUGGUGGUCAGGUCGAGGGAUAUUUCUUUAACGACUUGGUUGCAUUCGAUCUUAAUGCGCUGCAGCAAUCGUCGAAUCGGUGGGAAGUAUUGAUCCAGAACACGAUAGACGGCGGCCCACCUCACGGACAGAUACCUCCUGCGCGAACGAACCACACAGUCAUAACUUGGGGUGACAAACUAUACCUCUUCGGCGGAACAGACGGUGUACACUGGUUCAACGACGUCUGGUCGUAUUCGCCAGCAUCGAACUCUUGGACGCAGUUGGAGUGCAUAGGGUACAUUCCGUCACCGCGUGAGGGUCAUGCUGCGGCUCUGGUCGGCGAUGUCAUGUACAUCUUCGGUGGUCGCACUGAAGAAGGCAACGAUCUGGGUGAUCUGGCAGCGUUUCGCAUCACUUCAAGGAGAUGGUACACUUUCCAAAACAUGGGUCCAAGUCCCAGCCCGCGUUCAGGACACAGCAUGACCACUGUCGGCAAGCAGAUCAUGGUUCUUGCAGGAGAGCCUAGCAGUGCUCCCAGAGAUCCUGCUGAGCUCAGCAUGGGAUACGUGCUGGAUACGGGCAAAAUACGAUAUCCGCCGGAUUCUGCCUCGCAGCAAUCCUCAAAUGAGCGCAUACAGGGGACAAGGAGACCAAGCGGCGAGCGGACAGGCAGCAACAACAGUCAAACCCGAGCAGUGUCCAGGCAAGAACUCAUGGAGCGUGAGCGAAGCCAAAACGGCGACAAUCGAAUACGGUCUCCUGAUGGGUCGCGCUUACCUCGCGCGCAAGGACAGCUACCUGCGCCAACCGGUCCUCCACCGCAGGCUCCCGUUCAGAGACCGAAUGGCGCACAACCAGCCGCACGGCAACCAACUCGGCCGCAAGAUCGUGCUUUCAGCCCUGAGAAUGACAGACCGCAGCGAUUCGAUAGCAAUAACAUUGCUGCUGCAUCUGAAGGCGCACGGAACUCUCCUGUAGCGCGAAAUCAACCCAUGCCUACUACUCCCUCAUUCGAUCCGGAACCUGACUAUUUCGAUAACGAGAAACAAGAGCAGCCUGCCGCGAAGCCCGAAACCUAUCAGCCAUCGCAGCAAACACAGCCCCCGCAACCCCCUCAACCGUACGAGCGAACGUCUUCUCGAUCACAAGAGACCCGCCCUAUACGGCAGGAACGACAUGACGAAACGCCCCGCGCAUCCGUCGACACGAACGAGCCCAUGUCAAAAGUGAGGAAGACGUCUGAGGACGACCGUCCCCAAGACUCUGGCCUUGGAUCAUCGCCCGCGCUUACGCAGCAGUAUGACGAGAUGGCGAAAGAGCUGGAGCAAGCGAAGAAGCAGAACGCUUGGUAUGCUUCAGAGCUGGCACUGGCACGGAAAGCUGGAUAUGCAUCUCGAGCGGCAGAAUCACCUGUCUUUGACGAGCGGGCGAACGAGAGCUUUAACGAUGACGACCGGCCUCUGAUUGAAGCCCUGCUCAAGAUGCGCGCUGAGCUUGCUAAAGUGCAGGAGAUGAUUGACGAGCAGAGCAAACAUGCUGCGGAACGAAUCGCCGAGAUCGAGAAGCAGCGCGACAGUGCCAUCAACGAGGCCGUCUUUGCCAAGGCCAAGCUGGCUGGACAAGGCAGCCCGAUGCCAGAUGGUGAGAGCAGAGGCAUCGACCGCAGCAACGACAUCAGUCGACGACUUGCUUCGUCUCUAGAAGCUCAGACCGAGCUGAGCAAGCGCAUAGACACUUUGAUUCAAGAAGUCGAGGCUGAGAAGCACGCACGGGAGCUUGCCGAGGACACUGCAACUGCAGCGCAGAAGCGUGUGGCUGAACUCGAUUCGUAUCGACAACAGCACAGCGCAGAAGUCGAGAGCUUGCGCAACGAACUGCACGAGGCACAGAAGGCGGCGCGAGAGGCUUCUGCCAGCCACGCCGAAAUCUUGGCGCAACAUCAAUUGCUUACAGUGGACAAGGACGAGCUGAGUCGGAAGCUGGAGACUGUGUCUGGCGAUGGGCAGAGUCAUACCACCGUGCUGGUGUCGUUACGAGAGGCCGUCACUGCUUCCACCGAGAAGGCUGAUUUGUUGGAGAAGAAGCUCGAGGAAGAACGCAGCGCCAAGAGUGAACUCGAGAAGAACCUUCGCGAUCUGAAGUCUCAACAUGACGACCGUUUGAGUGAGCUCGAAACCGCAAACCGCCGACUACUUGACGCUGAAGAGCUCGCACAAAAGCAUGCUCAAGAAGCACGCACACACCGUGAAGUUGUUCUGGCAGGCUUUGGCAAAGUGUCAGAACGCGAUGCCAGUGCACCGUCUGGCAACGAUGAGCGUCUUGCGAUCCUUCAGCGACAAGUGGAAUCUGCGAAUGCGCUGGUCCGACAGAACCAAGCCGCAGCAGAUGCGGCAUCUGAGAAGCUUCGUCGUGCUGAAGAGCGCAUCGCUGGCUUGGAAGCCUACCAGGAACAAGCCAGCCGUGAAGGUCUAUCGAUUCGGAAGCAACUGCAGGCUACCAUGCGAGACAAUCAAAACCUCAGCAGUGAGAAGGCUGAGCUGGAGCAGAAGCUUGAGAGGCACAUGCUGGAGACUAACGCGCUUUCAGUACAACACGCUUCCUUGAAGGAUAUCCUUGGCGAGCGUGGUAUCAAUGCCUCUGAAAAGCGACGAUCGAGAGCUCUUGAUUCGCCAAGCAUGCAACAACGCUUCAGCACGCCAGAUCUUGCACGAGUACGUGAACUCGAGCAGCAACUGGAGACUAACAUCAAGAAUCAGGAGGAGCUCAAGAUGCAAUACGAGGAGAUUAACGAGCGAGGCGAGAAGAUGAAGCGAGAGUACGAAGAGAAGCUGACUGCUCUCGACAACGAUCACCAAGCGGCGGUUAAGUACUUGCGCGGCACGGAGAAGAUGUUGUCGAAGAUGAAGCAAGAGCUGCAACGUGUGAAGAACGAUAAUGGCGAACUUAAGAAGAAGUUGGACAAGGCCAAGGACGACGCUGAAAUGAGCAAGCGUAAUACCCCUGAGCCUUCUUCAGCUGAGUGGGAAGCCGAGCGCGAGAAGAUGAAGAAAGAGUUUGAAUCAACUCAAUCGAGUCUGCAACACUCGGUGUCAGAGAUGGAGAAGAGGAUCGCGACGAUGCAGCAACAACUGUCUUCUACCGAGAGCGAACUACAGCAGGCGAAGACCUCGCACACGUCCGCCCAGAAUGACCUGGCCACGUUGCAGAACACCUUCUCGCAAUCACGUAACGACAUUGACCGCCUGCAAAAGGAGAACUCUCUCCUAGAAGAGCGAGCGAGAGAUGCCGAAAACAAGGUCCAGCUUUUGCUUGAUCAAGUCGAGCACAGUGUGGACAACUACCGCCGACAGUCUCGCAUGUCGACUGGUAACACUCCCAUCAUGAAUGGUACUGGCAGUGGACACCAGCGCGCACCCAGCGGCGUCAGCGAGGCCAGCGUAGCUUCAAGCCACACCAAGGGCCACACUCGCGAUACCUCUGGCGGAGGCGACAGCAACUACUCGGCCAGCGGCGUAGGUGGUCAACCAGACUCCGCAGGAGCGCAAGACCACCGCAACUCCAUGGCUCUGGACUCCCUCGCCAGCGAACUCGACGCCCUACGCACCCAUUGGGAGACGACGAACAAGAACUAUCGCCUCUCGGACCGCUUCGACUUCGAACGCACUCCCACGUCCGCCACGCACGCCCCGGCUGGCACGGGCGUUGGCGUUGGCGGUCUCGCCGACUGGAGGCGGGGACUCGAGCUCGACGAUGAAGAUGAUCAGACGAGACCUGGUACCCGAGAGGGCAAAGCCGGGAGCGGAGAGGGCAGCAGCGCGCGGGUCAGUCGCGACGAUAUGCCCACGCCGACCGCGACGACCACCACCGGCACUGGUGGUGGAAUGCUGUGA